AUGCCUUUCCACGAUCUCAAUAUUCCCUACACUCCGUCCCAGCCGACUUCAGAGAUCAAUCACACGCUUUCGUUUGCCUCCGAAUUGGGAUACAGCACACUCGCUCUCAACCUGAGUCUACCUGGCAAACUCCCGCCGUCUCCUCCGUCAAUCCCCAUUUCGACGCUUAGUAUUCCACGAACACUCACUAUCCUUACACGCCUUACGAUAACGAUAUCCGAUGCCUCCCAGAACCACCGCCUAGCCUCCUACUCUCCAGCUUACAAUAUUCUUGCCCUGCGUCCAACAAAUGAAAAGAACCUCCAGCUGUGCUGCAGCAGCCUUGAAUGCGAUCUGAUAUCUCUCGACUUCUCACAACGCCUACAGUUUCCACUCAAAUUCAAGACUGUUUCAUCGGCGCUGCAGCGUGGUUUGCGCUUCGAGAUAUGUUAUUCCCCCGGGAUAUCCUCCUCCGCAUCCGAUGCCCGUCGGAACCUGAUCGGCGGCGCGACAGCGCUCAUCCGUGCAACAAGAGGACGGGGCAUCAUAUUCAGCAGCGAGGCGAGAAACGCCCUUGGUCUCAGGGGCCCAAACGACGUGAUCAAUCUUGCCUCAAUCUGGGGACUGGGCCAGGAAAGAGGAAAGGAAGCUCUAUGCGAGGAAGCAGGCAAAGUGGUCAGGCUAGCUAGCGUGAAAAGAACAAGCUUCCGCCUUGUAGUCGAUGUUGUUGACGGAGGAGGUCCUAUUGCCGAGCCGGCAGUGGCGACAAAUGCUGCAGCGCAGCAGAAUCAGCAACAAAUCAGGGUAGAGGCGCCUGCACAAACACAAACACAAACACAAAAUGCUUCAAAAGGUCAACAGAGACAGAAGCCAACCUCAACCGAACUUCGGGCGCAAAAAGACACCAGCGAGAGCCUGGGGUUGAACAGUCUCAAGCGUAAAGCCUCUAUGUCUUCUCCCCAGGAUCAAGCAGGUGACAAGCCACCGGCACUAUCAAACCGCGAAAAGAAGAGACGCGCGAAACAAGCCAGAAUUGAAGGCAAAGUAGGGUCCGACGAUCCCCGUUCGGUGAAUACCAAGAAAGACGGAAUCAAGAAGACUUCUGCUCCCUCUGCAUUCCCUAUCAAACACGAAGCGCUGUGCAACAAACAGUCCAAGUAG
This is a messenger RNA of Exophiala spinifera, 1140 nucleotides long. RefSeq lists its product as uncharacterized. Gene Ontology annotation, biological process: tRNA processing. The record is from RefSeq and is a predicted model, not a curated record. Gene Ontology annotation, cellular component: nucleolar ribonuclease P complex. Bases 1 to 1140 code for a protein of 379 amino acids. NCBI's taxonomy places the organism in Eukaryota, Fungi, Ascomycota, Eurotiomycetes, Chaetothyriales, Herpotrichiellaceae. Gene Ontology annotation, molecular function: RNA binding. The transcript has a single exon.